This is a messenger RNA of Fonsecaea nubica, 1056 nucleotides long. RefSeq lists its product as hypothetical. The coding region runs from base 1 to 1056 and encodes 351 amino acids. Gene Ontology annotation, biological process: fatty acid beta-oxidation. The record is from RefSeq and is a predicted model, not a curated record. Lineage: Eukaryota; Fungi; Ascomycota; Eurotiomycetes; Chaetothyriales; Herpotrichiellaceae. Gene Ontology annotation, molecular function: enoyl-CoA hydratase activity. The transcript has a single exon. Gene Ontology annotation, cellular component: mitochondrion.
AUGGCCACAGCCAAUUCAUUGAGCGGGCGAUGCUCGAACCAGCUUCGAAGCGUACUACGCCUCACAAGACCAAUAGCCAACCAACAGUGUGGGCAGAGCAGUUCUCACAAGCGAAGCCCAGGUUAUCUUCCACUCUCUGCACAACCCGCAGCGAAGAUACCUGGUCGCCAACAGCCCCAGCGAAUGCUCCAUGUAACCACUAUCCGUCAACAAAGCGAGACAGUCUCAGGCAGUGACAAGAACAGCAGCGGCGACAUCAUCUGCUCUGUGACUCCCUCGCCGAGCGGGGAUGGACGGACGGUGGCCACCGUGACAAUCUCCAAUGCCGCACGGCUAAACAGCCUCAACAGCACCCUGAUCGGCAAGCUCACGGCGACACUACGAUCACUCGCUCGUGAGCCCAACUUGAGCUGCGUAGUCCUCAAGGGCGCCAUAUCAGAGAGCAAAGUCGCCGCAUUCAGUUCCGGCGCCAACAUCUUUGAAAUGGCUCGGAUCAACAACUACGACGACGCCAAAGACUUUAUCUCGCGUCUCCAUGGGGCGUGUCAGGCGGCCAGGGAUUUGCCAGUGGUUACCAUUGCGCAGAUCCACGGACUGUGCUUUGGCGGUGCGCUGGAGCUGGCGGCGGCGUGUGACUUUCGAUACGCGACGCACGAGUCGUCCUUCAGUAUGCCGGAGACGAAAUACGGAAUCCCGUCGGUGAUCGAGGCGAGGCUCCUGGCGAACAUUGUUGGCUGGCAGCGGACAAAGGAACUGGUGUACCUCGCAAAAAUCUACAAUGCAAAGGAGAUGGAGAAGUGGGGGUUGAUUGACGCCAGUUACGACAAUGCCGAGAUGCUCCAGCGGGAAGUCGACAAGGCAGUGGAACUCGUGACCUCGAAUGGGCCGGAAGCUAUGAGGGCGCAGAAGAGACUGGUCACACUGUGGGAAGAGACAAGUCUGAGCUUUGGCGUCAAGGCAGGAAUCGAUUCCUUUGCAAGCAUGUUCAGCGACGGAGGAUCUGAGCCGGCCAAGUACAUGAGAGUAUUCACCGAGAGAAAGCACGGCAGAGGCUGA